Molecule: messenger RNA, 1572 nt
Organism: Electrophorus electricus (electric eel)
Lineage: Eukaryota; Metazoa; Chordata; Actinopteri; Gymnotiformes; Gymnotidae
Source: RefSeq, a predicted model, not a curated record
GUGUGCUUGGUUAUGAUUGUGGUUUCUUUUUUUUCUUUUAUUUUGCUUGCUUGUUUUGUAGCAAUGGCUAAAUUCAUUCCAAGUCCAUGGAUCAACAUGAAAAUCAGUGUUGCCAUAGUUACUCUAUUUUCCAUUUGCAUAACAGUACUAAGGCACAGUCAACUGGAGCAACGGGCUAAACGAGAUGUUCUAGCAUCAACGGAGAUUCCUGUAGAAUACAUUGACCCUGCAUCCAUAAACCUCACUCCUUUGGUGAACACACUUGUUAAUGCUACACAAACAGGUUCCCAGCAUCUGUUCUCUGUUCUGAGUGUGAUGUCACACAGCUCUCUUGCACUGUACAAACUCACCCUGCUGGUCUACAACAUAUCUAAUUUUCAGGACAUUGAAACCACUAUGUUUCCCAUCAAAUACUGCUACUGCGUGACAAACAAAACCAAUGACCUCACAGAUUUUACAGCUGUUUUGCUGGAUGUGAUGGGAAACUCAACUAGCUAUCUCCAGGAGCUAUUUAAAUCCAGCUCUAUCCUCUCAGUGAGCCAGAAGAACAGCUCGGAGUGCAUCUACAUCUGUGUAAUGGCUGGAAAAACAGACGAAGAUCUGUCACAGCUUUGGGAUUCUGUUCCCCCAUUGUUCAACCAGACCAUUAUAGAGGACACACACAGAGGUUUAUCUGCAGGUUACCUAGCACUUGCUACCACACCCCCUGCUAUCUCCAUGCCAAGUCGACCCACAACUGUUACCAUGACAACCACACCUACUGCUAUUGCCACUGAGAAUGAACAUUCUUCUGUUGCUUUGACAACUGAUUCGCGCAGUGGUUACAUGACAACUAUUCCAGCUGCUGUUUCUCUAACAGCUGUGGCAAGCACCACUGCAACUGUACAAACACCUGUACCUAUAAGAACCACUAGUGUUACCAUAACCACAUCGCAUACUGCUUCUAUGACUCAGCUAACAUCUUUGGUGAUUGCCAGACUAGGUGCUCUACCAACAAUCACCUCUACAAUUAGUUAUCCCAUGACUACUGAACCACUAACCACAACGGUGAACACUGUGCUCAGCACUGCUACGAGACGAUCAGCAUACACCCCUGUUUCCACAACACCUACAUCCUCUGCUGUUCCUACUGAUAUAGCAAGUGAUACCUCAAAGAAAACAUCCACUACUGUCCCUUUGACAACUCAUCUUACCAUCACUACCAUGACAACCAGUCCAGCUAUCCCCAAAGCUUCUUACAUGGACCAACAUGGUUGCCCAUGGCGCUCUGAGCUUUUCUAUAAAGGGAGUGAGAGACAAGACAUGAAGGAAACCUGGAAAGAGGACCUAGGUGGGCUCAGCCCAGCAGUCAGUGCUAUAAAGCUGCAGCCAUGCGUGUUUGAGCUGUGCAAGUUUUUCUCACAGUGCCUCUGCAGAGGGAUCAGGCACCAAACUGCCCUGCAGCGCUACUGUACAGAGAGCCAUUUCUGGUAUGAGAAGCACACAGAGGAGGUGUGUAGCCGUGUGAGAAGAGUGGCCUUCUCUAAGAAUUUGAAGCAAAGGUGCCUGGCGAGGAUAUGUGUGAAGAUGUGA